Molecule: messenger RNA, 3932 nt
Organism: Caenorhabditis auriculariae
Lineage: Eukaryota; Metazoa; Nematoda; Chromadorea; Rhabditida; Rhabditidae
Source: the annotation of a GenBank genome assembly
AUGACAGAAGUCGAGACCAGCUCUAACUGCAGCUCUACAAAUUCUUCUCGUUCGACCGAGGAGAAGCAGGGGAAGUCUCAGAUGCCGAAAAUUCAGCUAGAACUUCGAUUGAAUCGCAAAAUGUGAGUUUAAUUAUAUUUCAGAAGGGUUCAAUAAAAAUUUUGGAGAGCUAAAUCUGUGGCGGAAGGUCGACUAGAAGAAAUCGGGAAGAUGUUGAGGAGCACGAAUAAAGUACUCAAUUGGAAGUCGUUUUUGCCUUUUAAGGCUUCUAGAGAUGGUGAUUCCGAGGAAUCAGAGUUGGAAAUUGAAGGUAUAUGAAUAUAAUCACAAGAAAAUAAAGUUUUGCAGAUUUGUUCGAAGAAGGAAUGUUGGGAACGACACAAAUGACCGAUGGAGCGCCAUUGACAGAAUUUCUUCACGAUUUUUCGGCCACCAGCAGCAACGUUCAUUUCUACAAGUUGAAUGACGAUGGACCUCUUUCUCAAAAUUUAUCAGGUUUUUGAAUUUUCAUGGAAAAUACGCGAGUUUCUGAAGGAAAUGACGAUUCCGAAGAAAUCGUGGGCUCACAAUUGUGGCAACUUCCCUGCGUCGAAUUUGAGCACAUAUAUGAGAAUUUGAUUUACGAUUCUCACUUGAAAAAUGAGGUUUUAUAUUUUUAUAAAAAAAUAAUUAGAAAAUGAUCAUUUUCAGUUAAUGUCCUAUGUAUACUCCUUGAUUCAUUUUUCGGAUCGAGGUGUAAAUUCGAAAAAUAAUCAACGUCAAUCGUCUCAUAUUACUUCUAGGUAAGAUUUUUUUGAAUUUUAUAGAAAUAUAUUCUUUUCAGGAUUUUUUUGUAGGGCAAAUGUAGGAGCAUAGGCUAUUUUAGGGAAUUUUUUUGAAGAGUAAAUUUAAAAAGGAAAAAUCACUCUUUUUUUCAUUUUAUUCUUUUUUUCAAAAUAAGAACAUCAAAUCGAUUAUAAUCUGCUUAUAGGAAAGGUUUUGGAAUUUACUGGAAUUAUUCUAUUUUUCAGGACUUUUUUUAUUAGGCUAAUUAAAAGAGCAUGGACAUGUUUAAAAAAAGUUUUCGAGGCGAAAAAAAUGUUUUUUUGAAUUGAGCGAAAAUUUGCAGGAAAAAUUCGCUUUUUUUAUUUCCUUUUUUUAUCCUAAAACAAAGUCAUGAAUUCGAGUAAUUAAUCUGUGUUCUAAAAUAGUUCCUAGAAAGGAAAAAAAAAAGGAAAAUUGACCUUUGUCUCAAAAUUUUUUUCAACUUUGGAUAUGCUCCUUUAAAUUCCUCAUCCAUAUACUUCAUUGAUUUAGUUGAAUUUCUCUAAAAAAACGAGAAAACAAAAAGUCGUUUUAGGACCACCAGGAACGGGGAAAAACGUCCCUGUGCAAAGGCUUGGCCCAACAUUUAUCGAUCCGAUUGAAUAAUCGAUAUUCCCACUCGGUUUUUGUCGAAAUCCACAGUCAUAGCCUAUUUUCCAAGUGGUUUUCUGAGGUUCUCAAAAUAUAUAAAAUCUUGAAAUCCUUUAAAAAAUUCAAGAGUGGAAAGCUGAUCCACCGGAUGUUCGACCAGAUCGAUGAGCUGGCCGAGGACAAAAAAUGCAUGGUUUUUGUCUUGAUUGAUGAGGUUUCUUUUGAAAAAGGCUCAUAAGAAUUCUAUCAAUUCAGGUUGAAUCUCUGGGAAUGUCCAGGGAAGGAAGUUCGUCGAGAUCUGAGCCGGCCGACGCGAUUCGAGCCGUCAAUGCUCUUCUGACCCAAAUCGAUCGAGUUCGAAGGUUUUUUUUAAUUCUUGAGCUUUAUAGGAAUUCCAGAGUGAUCCCUAUAUAUUUAAAAUCUGAACACUAAAGCUUAAGUGGUCCCUAUACGGGUGUUUUAGAUAUUUGUUCAGACUUCAAAGGUAAAAAGAAAAAUUUAAUAGAACAUGGUCGAAUAAUCCUUUUUUAAUGUUUUUCUGAUUAAAAAAACGCUAAUUUUUAAAUUUUUUUGCUUAGGAAUGCUUUAUAAAAAAAUAAUCGAUUAGCAUGUCUCCUAUAGAGACCAAUAGCAUGCUCCUUUAAUUAUAAUAAUUAUAUUUAUUCUAUUCACAAUGGAAAAUAGUCAUUGACAACUCGAAAGAUGGCUCUAGAGUGGUCACAUUUGCAAGAUUUAGAGCUCCUUUUAGGGAGAAUUAAGGUGGAUCCUAGAGGGGAAUCUUGGCUCCAAGGUUUUUACUAUAGGGGCCACUCUGAUGAGUAAGUGUUCACUCGAGCGGAACCAUUUUCUCUGAAGUGAUCACUUUAAUAAGAACGAAUAUAGGUAGGAAAAAAAAGUUUUGUCUGACCAUUACUAUGAGAAGCUUGAAAAUGAGGAUAUUUCAGUGCAAAUGCGUCUUGAAUGUUGCAAUACAGAAUUUUCGGAUCUUUUGGGAAUUAUCUAAGUCUCAGUAAAAGCUUGAGCGACGAGUUUCGUAUGAACAAUAUCCAAGGUAGUUGUGGUUCAGACGGCAGAACGUGCUGAUUCUGUGCACCUCGAACCUGGAAAAGUGCCUGGACGGGGCGUUGGUCGACCGCGCCGACAUGGUCCGACACGUCGGCGUUCCCAGUCUGUUCGCCUUGUACACGAUGCUCCGGAGUUGCAUCGAGGAGAUGCAAAGGGUGAGGAGAUAGGGAAAAAACUCUAGGAAGACGGAGAAAUUCUUUAAAAUUGACUGGGACACAUGAGCUGAAUGUUUUCACUUGAAAAGAUUUUCUCAGUACAAAAAUUGGCAUUUUGGAAGCGGUUUAAAGAAAUUGGGUCUUACAACGAGAUAGCAAAUUUUAGGAGACGAUUUUAGACUUUUUUUGGACAUUUUUUCAUGAAAAAUGACAUUUUGAAGUCAUCAAAAAGGCAGCAGCUGCAAAUAUCAUAGCUUGACUUGUUUUUCAUAUUUAUUUUGUUCGACUUGAAAAAAAAUUUCAUUUUUUUCCUUUUUUUCUUAUUGCGGUCAUGUGCGGAAUGAAUCGGAUUUAGUUUAAUUGAAAAAAGGUUUGAUUAAAGAUUGGCGUUGUCGAGGAGCUGGUCGAAGAGUUCUCCCCAAUCGAUGACGUCAUAACAAGGGUAAAAUAGAAGGAAAAUGAUAUUUAUUCAUUCAAAUUGUUCAAGGACCUGGAAGAUCUUCCGCCAAUCACCCAGGAACUCCUGAAAGUCGCCAGACUGGCCCGAGGUCUCAGUGGUCGGGCCAUCAGCAUGCUCCCGACCCUCGUCUUUUCCAGAUCUACUGAGGUUUUUGGAAUUUUAGCUAUAGAUCCUCAAAAACCAUUUUUUUUUCUUCUCUUUCUUUUUUCAGAGUAAUUUUCUCCAAAAAUGGGUACCUAAUGAAGUUAGGACUACUUAUUUUAGGACUAUGUGAAGUAAAAAAAAAGAUAAAAAAUUUUCGAAACUUUCAUUCACCGAAAAAAAAAGUAGAAAGUGCGCUCCACGGAUAAUUAUUCAAAUAUUUUGCUUGACUGACUUCUUGAGUUGUCAUUCUAGGGCUUUUAAAAGUUCGGACCUUGGUAACGCGAACGGGACGAGAAACGGACGUGUCGGCGCAUUUCUAGUGACCACUUUAGUAGCCUUAACGCUCUUAAGUGAUCCCUUGGAUCGCCCAGAAACGUCCGGAGCACGUCCGUUUCGCGUUACCACUGUCCGAGAGUCUUUUAGGGAACUAUCUACUCGAAAAAUUUUCUUGCUUCAGUAAUUGGUUUGGAAACGUGAAAAAGAUUGUUAUCAGUGGAGCACAAUUGCACUUGGUCAAUAAAAUUUUUUUUGACUUCAUCAUUUGCUUUUUUUGAGAUUUCUAAAACGAGACUUACUCUUUUUUAAUUUUUUGGCUUUCUUUUUUAUUACAUAAAUUUCUUUAGGAGGUUCUACCAAUGUCGACAUGCCUCCGGUUAUUCCAAGAAGCCAUCACCGAAAAGACGGAACGGCUCAAAAAUUCCAAACAACACUGA